AAAAAGAAGACUUAAUAAAAGGAGUUGAUAAAACAUUGUAUAAAUACAGAAAUCUCCAACUUAUUUCCCUCUCAACUCAAACCCUAGCCCCCUCUGUGAUCACUCUGAUACUGAAUAACCGAGCAAUUGACCUCUUCGGUAAUCACAUCAGACGGCUCUCGUGAGGUCAUUGUCAAAACCAUCGAAUGCGAUUAUGGCCGGUGGUUCAGAUGUGGCUGAACCAGCUAGCUUGUCCUGUGCUAGUUGCGGCAAACCUGCCCAGCUUCAGUGUCCCAAAUGUGUGCAAUUGAAGCUUCCUCGUGAAACGGCUGCUUUCUGUACUCAGGAUUGUUUUAAGGCUUCUUGGAGCUCUCAUAAGUCAGUGCAUCUAAAGGCCAAGCCGUCCGAACCUGGGACAGGUACUCCAGAUAAUGAAGGUUGGCUAUAUUGCUUGAAGAAAGGACAGGCUCGAACACCAAAGCUUCCCUAUUUUGAUUGGACUGGGACAUUGAGGCCGUAUCCUAUAUCUAGUAAGCGUGUAGUACCUGCUCAUAUUGAUCUACCUGAUUGGGCAGCUGAUGGAACUCCAAAAGUUGAGCCCAAUAGUGAUCUGCAGCAUGUUGUCGAGAUCAAGAAACCGGAACAAAUUGAGAGAAUGCGAGAAACUUGUCUAAUUGCAAGGAAGGUCUUGGAUAAAGCUGCUAGUGUAAUCCGACCUGGUAUCACAACUGAUGAAAUUGAUCGGGUGGUCCAUGAGGCUACUAUUGCUGAGGGUGGAUAUCCAUCUCCUCUCAAUUAUCAUUUCUUCCCCAAGUCUUGCUGCACGUCAGUCAAUGAAGUAAUUUGCCAUGGGAUUCCUGACGCCAGGUAUGCGUUGUACCUAUUCAUUUGAGAUUUAUUUAUUUUCU
Molecule: messenger RNA, 887 nt
Organism: Prunus avium (sweet cherry)
Lineage: Eukaryota; Viridiplantae; Streptophyta; Magnoliopsida; Rosales; Rosaceae
Source: RefSeq, a predicted model, not a curated record